Laccaria bicolor S238N-H82 is the source of this 1083-nucleotide messenger RNA. RefSeq lists its product as uncharacterized. Gene Ontology annotation, cellular component: small-subunit processome; nucleolus. The transcript is spliced from 3 exons. NCBI's taxonomy places the organism in Eukaryota, Fungi, Basidiomycota, Agaricomycetes, Agaricales, Hydnangiaceae. Gene Ontology annotation, biological process: maturation of SSU-rRNA from tricistronic rRNA transcript (SSU-rRNA, 5.8S rRNA, LSU-rRNA). The record is from RefSeq and is a predicted model, not a curated record. The coding region runs from base 1 to 1083 and encodes 360 amino acids.
AUGUCGACUGCCUUGUCUUCCGCACGGGAAGCACUCUCAUCGCUAGACAAGCAGGAGCAGAAUCUCAACGUCAAAGAUGGCAUUUCGCUUCUGUCUUUGAAGCAUCACACUAUGCUAUCUUAUAUGCGAUCCCUGGCCCUUGUCUCGUCCCAUCGUGUGCUCGGGCACUCGUUAAAUAAUCGUACAAUGCCCACUCAACCAUUCAGCACAACGACACGAACACCUCGCGGAAACGGUGCAGGUGACCUCGUCGACUCGAUGAUCGAGGGUCGCGUAGUGCUUGAAAAAAUUGGCGCUCUUGAGAGCCGAAUGCGAUACCAGAUCGAAAAACUUUUAAAGAUUGCCGAGGAUUCUGGAAAGAAGGACAACAUGUUUGACGACCCUCUGGACUUUCGUCCAAAUCCACAAAACCUCAUGUCCAAGCAAGGAGGGCAGGAAGACGCAGACUCGCACCCUGAAUCUUUUUCACGCAACGAUUACACACCUGCCGGCGACGGAAUAUACCGUCCGCCACGGCUGGCACCAGUGCCUUAUGUUGCAAAAUCAAAAAGCGAGAAACGUCGGGAUCGUCCUCCCGUCCCGUCCGCUUUGGCUACCUUGUCUGCCGACCCCUCGCGGCCACACCUCGAAACAACUUCCGGUUUAGGUGGAAUUCCAGCCCUCGCUUCAGGUCGAGCCAGCUACCUGAAAAGGUUGAAGGACUUUGAGGAAGAGAACUUUUCGAGGUUGAUAAUGAAGAAGAGUGACGCCAAACGACGCGCGAGAGACGAAGAAGACCUUGCGUUGGGUGGGAAUUUAGCUGGAGGUGGGGGCAGACGCAGAGCGGGAGGACUGGCGGAUGAAUUUGGAGAUGUGUUAAGGAGUGUGGAUAGGGUUAGUGGACGCGGGCAAGGUGACGGCUACGAAGAGCUGAGGAGGAAAGGCAAAAAAGAGGAUGUUCUUUCUCGGAGUCGUAGGUCUGGAGGGUUGAAGAGACAUGAAGAAGCUGAUGGGGGAGAUGAUGAACCUCGACCGAGGAAACGAAGUCGAUUUGAGCUGGAUGCCAAGAUCGCAAAAAAGAAAUUAGGCAAACGAAGAGGAUAG